UGUUUGUUUUGAACGGAGGAUUUUUAGAAAGUUUUUUUUUUCUAAGCAAUCACUGCCAGCAGCUACAAACUGAUUUCAAUAAACACGAAGAAAGAUCGCGUAAUCAUUUCAACAAGACAUGCCAUAAUUCAAGGAUGCAUUAAUAUAUACGUGCGUUAAUUUUUUGAAUAGACGUUUUGUGUUUGUGGUCGUUAAAUUUCACGUUGAAUGUCAUUUUUACAUAAUUCAUUUAUUUAUAUUAUUAAUAUAAUAUUUAACGAUCAAGCCGUACAGUGAGACGCCAUGCUCCUGUCAUUUUGUGACAAAUGUACUCAUUUUUCUAAUCUUUCUAAUGACUAAUAAUUGUGAAAAGGCCCAAUGUCUUUUUAAUUACAGAUAUUUCGAUUAAAAAGAGCAAUAACUAGCCCGCACCGCAUGCAGGCGACCGGCUGUAAAAGUUGCACCGCGUUGAGAGAUUUUUUUUUUUUGCCUGUAAAUGUGUCGCAGAUCUCUUCGCGGGCGGUUAGCUCCGAAUCGUUUACGCAAAGGUCGCGUUAAAAUUCGAAGAUCGUUAUUACGCGACGUGAUCGAUAUCAGAGCUCGGCAUAAUUCGAUAGCAAAUGCUCAUCAACUUCAUUUAGCUCUCCCCGGUGUCGAGUGACACACCAAUCAGCGCGCGCUCUCGCGGAGCGCGAGUCAGUCAGAAGCACGCAGGACCGCGAGCCCGAGGUGACUCCGAUAUUGCGCGGUUUAAAAUCGCGUUGGUCUGUGAGAUUCGAUGCGGUGCGGCUUUUUUUAGGAAAUACCUAUUCGAUCCCUAUCUCGCGGCCGUUUCUUUUAUCCCUGAUUAUUUUGGGAUGGAUCCGGUUCGAGCUCUUUUCGGUGCGCGGUGAACGUUCAAUGCAGCACUCGGACCAUCAUCGGGCUUUAUGGACUUGACCGUUAAUGAUGUCUAUGGGUUUCAUGUCUGAUACGCUGAAUAGUCCAGAUCCUUCCAAAUCGGCGUUUUUAGAGUUCGGCCACGGGCUUGCGAGCAACCAGCAGCAUUUAUCCGGAUUCGCGCACAACCUUUACCCGGUUCAUGGAUUGCACUCCGGCGGACACCUCCAGCACGACGCUCCCUAUCCUUCCAGCGCGUCCCAUUACAGCCGGCCGCUGGGAUACGCCUACCCCGGGCCGGUGAGCGCUCCCGCUGCGGGCGCCUACGUGCCUUACCAGCCAAACAACCACAGCAGCGCUCUGGCGCACGCGAGGGCCGAGGAGACGAACCACGAAAAGCCAGCGGUCAUUGAGAAUGGUGAAAUUCGCCUUAAUGGCAAGGGGAAGAAGAUCCGCAAACCGCGAACCAUUUACUCCAGCGUUCAGCUGCAGGCGCUGCACCAGCGCUUCCAGCAGACCCAGUACCUCGCGCUGCCCGAGCGCGCGGACCUCGCCGCGAAACUGGGCCUGACGCAGACGCAGGUGAAAAUAUGGUUUCAAAACAAGCGCUCCAAGUAUAAGAAGAUCAUGAAGCACGGCUCCAGUGGACCUGAAGGGGAGCUGCUUCACACCACCUCCUCGUCCUCUCCAUGCUCUCCGGGUCUCUCUCAGCUCUGGGAGGUCUCUAUGGCCAACAAAGUGCCACCCAUGCAUCCCAGCAGUUAUAUGAACAAUUACGGGCACUGGUAUCCCCCGCACCACCAGGAUCCUGCGCCCAGACCUCAGAUGAUGUGAUUAAAAUCGGAAACGCAGAGCCAGAGAGACUCUAACCCGUGAAGGUUUUUUUUCCUUUACGGUCUUCAUAUGUGUUUUAUUGCUUAGUGUGUUUGAAAGGACUGUGUUUUCCUCCCCCUGACUCCCCCCAUAUUACACUUCAGUAGCUUUUCGACCUUUUCAGAUCUUUUACAAUGUGCUUGAAAUAAAGGAUUUAUGAAAGGACGAAAAUGUUAUGAAUGAUUUAUAGAAAUUUUGAUAUUUAUUUUUUUUUACGUAAAUUGUAAGGUCCUGGCGCGUUCGCGUGGUGUGUAUAGCCUAUUUAAAACGAUCUUGUUUUACAAUAAUAUUGUUAUUAAUAAACGCGAGUGAAAUAGAUCUAUAAAGGCCCCUAAAUUAGCCUUCUGGAAUACAUUUUUGAGAUUAAACGAAGCUGCCAAAAUACGUUAUUACGCCAAUGUUAUGAAUUCAUCAUUAAUAAAUUAAUCCACAGAUGUUCACUCAGCGUCCGACUUCUAGACAUUUUCGUUUUUGUUUUUUUGGGGGGGGGUUUUUACGUUGUCAAAGUGUGGGAAAACUAGGUUGAGAUUUAUGAAUUAUUUAUGAUCAAGGCACACGGAUGUAAGAUGAUCUGCUUUUCUAUUCGACUAUAUUUUUUUUAGAUACAGGCUAUAGGCAGGCCUAUAUAUAUUUAUAUAUAUAUAAAAAAAGAAAAAGUAAAGCACGCUAUUUGUCGAGUUCUGUUCUUAUUUUAAUUUAAAUAUGAAUGAAAUUGUGACUUGUUAUAAAUAAAUCUAGAUUUCUGAUGUUACCUACUAAAAAUAGCGUUACGUAAAACGCUGCAUCCAUAAGCGAAAGUACACACACACACACACACACACAUCCUUCAAAUCAACAGGGUCCGACUUAAAUAAAUGUCAUUUUGAAAAUAUUUAGAAAUGUUGCCAAUGUAAUCGUUCGCGCGCGCAGCUGCUAGAUUAACCAGCGAUUGAAUUAUGAAUAACCGACAACAAUUACAUGCUCAGUGAUGCAGAAAGGUUCGAUUUUUAAGUCAAAUACCCGUAAUAUCUUAUUGAGUCAGAAUCAUACAAAUAUAUAAAUACGCGGCUAGUUAUCGAAUCUCAAGACGCUUGUAACAAAUUAGUAAACAUCUGCUUUUGUUCUCCUGCUUUCUUUCUGAAGUAAUGAUAAAAUAAUUCAAAGCACUGAUUGAGUUGAUGUCGUGAUGCCACCAUGAUAAAUCACCGCAGUAUAUAAUCAAAUGCAGGAGAGAAAACAUAAUUAAACGUGCAUUUCGGCGCUUAAACUGUCUAAAUACCGCGAACAAGAUGUUUGUGUUGCAUACGCAUCCCAAAUUACGCUGAUGCUCAUUUAAUGCGAUUCACCAUGAUUUAUGGCGUGCUUAUUCCCGCCGUGGUUAUUUACCAGGAGAUGUUCGUAUGCAUGCAUUUUGAGGCCAAAAAAAAAAAAACAACAAAAAACGCGACGCGUCUUUUUGUUAUUUAGGGUUCUCGCGUAGAAGUUCCAUUUUUGGUUCCUCAAAGAGUGAACGGUUUUUAAAAAUAGCUAUUUUUUAGGCUAUGCGAGUCUACAUGCGAGCUUUAAGCCUUUUUGCGAAGCGAAAACCCAUGGUGUCACAAACGGUCUCAAAAUAAAGGGUGCAGAUGUUGCUCUGGUAACAAGAUGCCACCUGGAGAAUGCAGGGUCCACUUGACCUGACUUUGACCCAGCUCACUCAACAGGGUCUUGUCUAAACAGCCUUGUUCAAACAGGCAUAUUACAAAGCAUCUCUGUCGUUUCAAACUCCUCGCAUCCAACGCCAUCCAGCACAGUGUGGGCCUUUUUCCUUCAUUUUAAUCGUUCACAUUAGAUCGCCGAGUGGGUUUUAUUAUACAGCCUGUCAUAAGAUAAAAUAAUGCCUGCCACAUGCCACUCUCAUGCACGGAACAAUAAUGACAAAAUUCUCCCGAAACCUUUUCGCUGCAUGAAACUUUUAAUAUCAUGUGCAAUAAUGCACGUUUAUGAGCCUCCACGACAUUUGUGGGAGAUUUACUGCGAUGACUCCGCGGUCCCACGAUCCUUUUUUUUCUUACUCGUUUAGU
Puntigrus tetrazona (Sumatra barb) is the source of this 3773-nucleotide messenger RNA. RefSeq names its product distal-less homeobox 4b (gene dlx4b). The record is from RefSeq and is a predicted model, not a curated record. Gene Ontology annotation, molecular function: RNA polymerase II cis-regulatory region sequence-specific DNA binding; DNA-binding transcription factor activity, RNA polymerase II-specific. NCBI's taxonomy places the organism in Eukaryota, Metazoa, Chordata, Actinopteri, Cypriniformes, Cyprinidae. Gene Ontology annotation, biological process: cell differentiation; negative regulation of transcription by RNA polymerase II; embryo development. The coding region runs from base 925 to 1692 and encodes 255 amino acids. The transcript is spliced from 3 exons.